CCCCAAAAGUAAGUUAUGGGGACAGCACUUUGUGACAAAGAAAGAUAGAGUUAUCUACCUUGAAACGAACGGAGAACACGUCGCGGUAAAAAAAGAGAAAUAUAUUCGACCACCACCAUGGCUUCCAGAGCAGAAACGGGCAACGAUCAGAACACAUACGGCCUUAUGACGCGACCAAAUAAACCCUUUAUGAUCGGUAUUGGUGGAGGUACAGCUUCGGGAAAGUCUUCAGUCUGUGCUAAAAUUAUUGACCAACUGAGAUACCUUGACAGCAAUGGACGACAGGUUGUGAUUAUCAGUCAAGAUGCCUUCUAUCGAGAUCUUAACGAAGACGAGAAAAAGAAAGCAAUUAAAGGAGAAUUUAAUUUUGACCAUCCAGAUGCAUUUGACUAUAAAAGAAUGCUGCAGACAAUGAAGGAUUUAACUGCUUCUAAACCUAUCAUGAUACCAAAAUAUAAUUAUAUUUCAUGUACAAAGGAAGAAAAUGGAGUGUUUUUGGAGCAGCCUGAUGUAAUUUUCGUAGAAGGAAUUUUGACAUUUUAUUUUAAAGAAAUCCGUGACCUAUUUCACAUGAAACUGUUUGUGGACACUGAUGCAGACACUCGGUUAGCAAGACGAGUUAAUCGAGAUGUUCUGCGAGGCAGAGAUCUUGAGCAUAUUCUCAACCAAUAUACAUCACUUGUCAAACCUGCAUUUGAAGAAUUCUGUCUACCAACAAAGAAAUAUGCUGAUGUCAUCAUACCAAGAGGUGCAGAUAACACAGUUGCCAUUGAGUUAAUCGUCCAACAUAUCCAAGAAUUACUACGACCGAGCAAAAGUGAAUUCUUCCCAGACUCAAAGCCCUUAGUAAUUGACUAUGAAUGCCAUUGACAUAUGCAAUGUCAUACAGCUGUGCUGAUAGCAAAACAUAUUAGAAUGUUUGCAUAUUUUUCGUUUAGGGUUUUACUAAUUUUCUUUAAUUAAUUAUUAUUAAUUAUGUAAAAAACCUUUUGUAACAUUUUCAUUUUCAAUUUUUGUUGUUGUUAUUUUUAUUAUUUGUAAUUUAUAUGAUUAAUAUUUUACUUAGGAGAAAUAACUUCUAUUUAUAUGACUGUUAAUAAGCCUGGAUUAAUUAACACUUAUUCAUUUUCUCCAAUUAACAAUAAUUGAAAUGGUUUAAAUUAUGGAAAAAAAAAAGCAAGCGAGCAAAAAUGGACCCAGAAAAAAAAAACAUGAAAAGAAAAAUUAAAGAAUA
Octopus sinensis (East Asian common octopus) is the source of this 1234-nucleotide messenger RNA. RefSeq names its product uridine-cytidine kinase 2. Gene Ontology annotation, cellular component: cytoplasm. The transcript has 7 exons. The record is from RefSeq and is a predicted model, not a curated record. NCBI's taxonomy places the organism in Eukaryota, Metazoa, Mollusca, Cephalopoda, Octopoda, Octopodidae. Gene Ontology annotation, molecular function: kinase activity; ATP binding. The coding region runs from base 118 to 870 and encodes 250 amino acids.